Molecule: messenger RNA, 1143 nt
Organism: Vitis vinifera (wine grape)
Lineage: Eukaryota; Viridiplantae; Streptophyta; Magnoliopsida; Vitales; Vitaceae
Product: glycine-rich cell wall structural protein 1
Exons: 1
Coding region: 1-1143 (380 amino acids)
Source: RefSeq, a predicted model, not a curated record
AUGGGUGUGUCUCCAAAAUGGCUCUCUGUGGUUCUUUUCUUGAGCAUUGUCUUCCAUGUGAUCGUAGUUACGCUUGGAGAUGGUAAGGUUGACAAAACUAGAUUUGGAGAUGAUGGUUGUCGAUUUGGAGGACCUCACUGUGGUGGUGGCCGCUUUGGUGGUGGGCGUUUUGGUGGUCGUCGUGGUGGUGGAUUUGGGCAUGGUGGAGGUCUAGGAGGAGGGGGAGGGCUGGGGGGUGGUGGUGGAUUGGGGCAUGGUGGAGGUUUAGGAGGAGGAGCUGGAGGAGGAGGAGGAUUUGGUGGAGGUGGAGGUGGAGGUCUUGGUGGUGGUUCAGGUCAAGGUGGGGGAUUUGGAGCUGGGGGUGGUGUUGGUGGUGGUGGUGCUGCUGGAGGAGGUGUUGGUGGAGGUGGCGGCUUUGGUGGGGGUGGUGGAGGUGGUGUUGGAGGCGGGGCAGGCCAUGGUGGAGGGUUUGGAGCUGGUGGAGGGACAGGUGGGGGUGCUGCUGGAGGAGGUGUUGGUGGAGGUGGUGGCUUUGGUGGGGGUGGUGGAGGUGGUGUUGGAGGCGGGUCAGGUCAUGGUGGAGGUUUUGGAGCUGGUGGAGGCAUAGGUGGUGGCGCAGGAGGUGUUGGUGCUGGAGGUGGAGGCGGAGGAGGAGGUGGCGGAGGCGGAGGUGGUGGGGUUGAGGGUGGUUCAGGUCAUGGUGGAGGUUUUGGAGCUGGAGGUGGUGUAGGUGGUGGAGCUGGAGGUAUCGGUGGAGGAGGAGGUGGUGGUGGAGGAGGUGGGGGAGGAGGCGGUGGUGCCGCUGGAGGAUCCGGCCAAGGUGGAGGAUUCGGAGCUGGCGGUGGCGUAGGAAGCGGAGCUGGUGGAGGUGUUGGAGGGGGAGGAGGAUUUGGAGGUGGAGGUGGUGGUGGUGUAGGUGGAGGAUCAGGCCAUGGUGGCGGUUUCGGCGCUGGUGGAGGUGUAGGAGGUGGUGCGGGUGGAGCUGGUACAGGUCUAGGUGGUGGAGCUGGUGCAGGUCAUGGAGCUGGCGGUGGAGUAGGAAUUGGAAUUGGCAUUGGCAUAGGCAUUGGAGUAGGAGCUGGAGCAGGUGCAGGACAAGGAUCUGGUACUGGCUCCGGCAGUGGUGGUGGCGGAGGACGGUGA